Yamadazyma tenuis ATCC 10573 is the source of this 2280-nucleotide messenger RNA. The record is from RefSeq and is a predicted model, not a curated record. Lineage: Eukaryota; Fungi; Ascomycota; Pichiomycetes; Serinales; Debaryomycetaceae.
AGUUCUACGCUAAUCGUUAAUCAGGUUUUUUUCAAGGUAACACAUAACAUGUCCGCUGUGUCUGCAUCCAAAGCCAAGAGAGAGCAAAAACGUUUGGAAAGAGAAGCCAAGAAGGCUUCCGAGGGAAAGGCCACCAAGAAAACCAAGAAACAAAUUGCCAAAGAUGCUGAAGAGAAAGACGUCGAUGAUGCUGAGGCUCAAAUCGCCAAAUUGAAAUUACAAACUGACGAAGAUGGAAUCUCCGAUAGAGUCACCACCGGGGUGUUGUCAUCGUUGGUCACGUCCAGGGAUAUCAAGAUCACGUCGGUGUCAUUGUUGUUCCAUGGUAAAGUGUUGAUUCAAGACUCGGUAUUGGAGUUGAAUUAUGGAAGAAGAUAUGGAUUACUAGGAGAAAACGGAUGUGGUAAGUCCACUUUGUUGAAGUCCAUUGCCGCCAGAGAGUUCCCAAUUGCCCCCCACAUCGAUGUGUACUUGUUGAACGAACCAGCCGAACCCACUGAGUUUUCUGCUUUAGAAUACGUGGUGAGAGAAGCUGAAGGUGAGUUGAAGAGAUUGGAAGAUUUGGUCGAAGAAACCAUUGUCAAGAGUGGGCCUGAAGACCCAGUUUUGGAAGGGUUAUACGAGAAGAUCGAUGAAAUGGACCCUGCUACCUUUGAAUCGAGAGCUGCCAUUAUCUUGACUGGUUUGGGUUUUGACAAAGUCACCAUCAAGAAACACACCAAGGAUAUGUCCGGUGGAUGGAGAAUGAGAGUGGCUUUGGCCAAGGCCUUGUUUGUCAAGCCCACCUUGUUGUUGUUGGAUGACCCAACCGCUCAUUUGGAUUUGGCUGCUUGUGUGUGGUUGGAAGAAUAUAUGAAGAGAUGGGACAGAACCUUGAUUUUGGUGUCUCACUCGCAGGAUUUCUUGAACGGGGUUUGUACCAACAUGAUCGAUAUGAGAAUGAAGAAGUUGAUGGCUUAUGGUGGUAACUACGAUUCCUACCUUAAGACCAGAACUGAAUUGGAAGUUAACCAGAUGAAACAGUACAACAAGCAACAGGAAGAAAUCGCCCAUAUCAAGAAGUUUAUUGCCUCUGCUGGUACUUAUGCCAAUUUGGUCAAGCAGGCCAAGUCCAGACAAAAGAUCUUGGAUAAGAUGGAAGCUGAUGGUUUGAUCCAACCGGUGGUCCCUGAUAAGGUUUUCUCCUUCAGAUUUGCCGACGUUGAUAAGUUGCCCCCUCCAGUGUUGGCAUUCGAUGACAUGUCUUUCUCCUACAGUGGAAAGCCUGAAGAUAACUUGUACGAAAACUUGGACAUUGGUAUCGAUAUGGACAGUAGAGUGGCUUUGGUGGGUCCUAAUGGUAUUGGUAAGUCUACCUUGUUGAAGUUGUUCCAAGGUAUUUUGCAACCACAAAAGGGUAGAGUUAUUCAACACACCCAUAUCAAGUUGGGAGUCUACUCUCAGCAUUCGGCUGACCAGUUGGACUUGACCAAGACCCCAUUAGAGUUUGUCCGUGAUAAGUUUUCUUCUGUUUCUCAAGAUUUCCAAUACUGGAGACAACAAUUAGGACGUUAUGGUUUAACUGGUGAAGGUCAAACCUCACAAAUGGCUACUUUAUCUGAAGGUCAAAGAUCCAGAGUUGUGUUUGCCUUAUUGGCAUUAGAAUCUCCAAACUUGGUUCUCUUGGAUGAACCUACCAACGGGUUGGACUUAUCCACCAUUGAUUCUUUGGCUGAUGCCAUUAACGCCUUCAACGGUGGUGUGGUUAUUGUUUCCCACGACUUUAGAUUGUUGGACAAGGUUGCUAAGGACAUUUUCGUCAUUGAAAACAAGACAGCUACGAGAUGGGAGGGUUCGAUUUUGGAUUACAAGAAGAAGUUGGCCCAAGCAGUGGUUCUUUAGAUUGUUUUAUCUGUGUAUUUUAAUCAUCAUAUUUAUCGCUAUAGAUCAAACAAAGAUCAGUAGUUAAGUUGAUUCUGGCUGCGAAUUGUUUCGAACUUUUUUUUGUGCCCAUCACUAAAUUUAAAUUCAAAUCACACACCAAAAAAAAGGACAAAUUUACCAAUACCAACCAACACAAGCAUAUACCAUAGCAGCAAAAAAGAAUGGACGAGUCCGGAGUCGAACCGGAGACCUUUCCCAUGCUAAGGGAACGCGCUACCAACUACGCCACACGCCCUGGUCAAAGAUGGUCCCUAGCAGGAUCGAACUGCUGACCUUGGCGUAACCUAUACACAGGAAAUCCUGUAUACAAUAUUAGCACCACGCCAUAACCAACUAGGCCAAGGGACCUUUGACUCU